AUGCAAAUCAAAGUGAAGACAUUGACUGGGCGUGAUAUCCCCGUCGACAUCGAGCCUACUGACAGAAUCAUCCGUAUCAAGGAAAUGAUGGAGGAAAAGGAAGGUAUUCCUCCUUCACAACAAAGAUUGAUCUUUGUUGGAUCUCAAUUGAACGACGAUAGUUCUGUCCAAGAAGCGGGAAUAAGUGCAGGCGCUUCCUUACAUUUGGUGUUGACUUUGAGAGGUGGUUCCAAAUAA
Molecule: messenger RNA, 237 nt
Organism: [Candida] anglica
Lineage: Eukaryota; Fungi; Ascomycota; Pichiomycetes; Serinales; Debaryomycetaceae
Source: the annotation of a GenBank genome assembly